AACUAUUUUGGAGGGAAAAUGAGACUACAUGGAGGGAGCCCCCUAUUGUGAUGUAGUUUGUACCUACUGAAUAGACUUAUGUUAUGUAAAUCACAUUGACACUACUGGAUACACACAAUGGUGGAGGAGCCAAUCACAUCGGUCCCUGCCCUGAUAUAUAGCCGGAUCUUGUAUCUGGGCCCAUAAACUGUUCUGGUUUGGACCCCUGGACUCUUCUCGUCUACCCCCCUGCAGAUCUCCCUGAUCUCCACCUCAUCUGUCACCUGUAAGAUACAAUGGCUGUUUUCCCGUAUAUACCGGUGGAGAUGAGGGAGGAGCUGGUGACCGGUGUGAACUACAUUAAGACUCUUGCUAACAGAUUCCACAAACUGCAUCCGGCUGUGGUUGACGUUUUUGGUUAUAAACUGGCAGAAAUACUUUGUCAUAAAUAUACUGGGCACUGGUACCCCGAGAUACCCAUGAAACUACAAGCCUACAGGUGUAUCAUGAUGGACCCACAUAAUAGAGAUGACAGCAUCCUAAAAGCUUGUGCCCAAAGUGGCCUAAAAUACCAUGAACUGGCCCUACCCAAAACAAUGACCCUGUGGAUCGACCCUUAUGAAGUGUCCUGCCAAUUGGGGGAAGAGAAUUAUCCGUACACAGUGGCCAUUUUUGACCCAAGAAUCACUCGUCUUCCAGAUCUUUCUAGACCCUCAGUAGAAGAGCAACAUCCGUCCUCAUUGUCCAAUCGCUUCACACCCACACCAGAAGAAGACUCUUCCAUAUGGAGCUCAUCCCUCCCAUCAUCUCCAAGUCUGAGUGAUGAAGCCAAUGACAGUGGGAUAUAUGUCAGCAGCGACAGAACUACUAACCCUACUAUGUUAUCGAGCCUAAUGGAGGAGGAAAUCUGGGGUAACCCAGCAGCAAAUCAGGCCUCUACAGUCAGGUUCAGAACCUCCUCCCCUCUCUGGAUCCCUGCAUGGAGAGCCCCCCAAUUCUACCACAACCUCAGUUCUGACCCGCAGCAAACUUACUGGAUGUAGAUACUAUAGGGAAUGGGGAACCGGGGGUUAUGGAUUAUAGGGGGUGUAUAUACAAUAAAGAUGUUACAGAGUUUAUUUUUUAGAAAGAAAAAAUG
Molecule: messenger RNA, 1117 nt
Organism: Hyla sarda
Lineage: Eukaryota; Metazoa; Chordata; Amphibia; Anura; Hylidae
Product: maternal B9.15 protein-like
Exons: 5
Coding region: 276-1022 (248 amino acids)
Biological process (GO): negative regulation of mitotic cell cycle; negative regulation of cell population proliferation
Cellular component (GO): nucleus; cytoplasm
Source: RefSeq, a predicted model, not a curated record